AUGCCAUCAACAAAAUCGUCGUCAAACGUUAAAAAUUUUACUACUACUACUACUCACGAUGGUUUGGAUUUGGAUGAUGUUCUCCCGGAAAUUGGAGAAUUUGGAAAAUAUCAAAAAUACUUGUUUUGGUUUGUUUGCCUACCGGCGUGCAUUCCAUGCGGAUUCUGCGCUUUUAAUCAAAUAUUUAUGUCGGGAGUUCCUGAACAUUGGUGUAAAAUCCCUUCGCUCAUGAAUUUACAACCUGAAAAAAGGAAACAAUUAGGAAUUCCUCUCGAGGAUGAGGAAAAUCACAUCUACAGCAGUUGCUUUAGAUUUAAUUUAAGUUGGAUCAAUUUUACAUUUUUAGAUGAUUAUGAAAACAUGUCUGACGUCACUUCUUCUUCCGGUAAAAAUGUUGAACCUUGUUUUGACGGUUGGGAAUAUAAUAAAUCAACAAUUGAAUCAUCCGUUGUCGUUGAUUUUAAUCUUGUUUGUGAAAAAGAUUUGUAUCCAACGAUCGGUUUGUCUGCUUUAAAUGCUGGAGGUCCGAUCGGUGUUUACAUUUUUGGAAUAUUGAAUGAUAAAAUCGGUCGUAAGUUUUCUUUUUUUGCUUGUUUGGCCAUUCUUUUAACCGGAGGAAUUCUUACGGGUGUCUCAUCUAAUUUUUGGCUCUGGGCUUGGAGUAGAUUUAUCGUCGGUUUAACAGUUCCAGCCAUUUAUCAGAUUCCAUUUAUUAUAUCACUGGAAUUAGUCGGACCCAAUUACAGAGCUUUUGUAACUGUUUUCACAUGUUUGGCAUAUACAUUCGGUUUGAUUCUUCUCUCCGGCGUGGCAUACCUUUUACCAGAUUGGAGAUUGCUAGCAUUUGCAACAUCCGUUCCGUUUCUUUUGUACUUCGGAUACUGGUUUUACUUACCGGAGUCGCCGAGAUGGUUGAUAACCAAAGGACGAUUCGACGAAGCUCUUCUCAUUUUAGAAAAAAUUGCUCAGACAAAUGGGAAAAAAUUACCGGAAGCAUUUAAAACGUGUUUAAAAAGAGAAAUGCUUUCAAAAACAAUGAGCGAAGAAAAUAAAAAAAAUAAAAAAUGGCCGAAAUUUGGUGAUCUUUGUUUAACUCCAAAUAUGCGUCUCAAAACGAUACUCAUUACUUUUAGUUGGUUUGCCAACGAAAUGGUUUACGUUGGUUUGAGUUACUAUGGUCCCUCAUUGGACACCAAUGCUUAUCUUAGUUUUUUUCUAUCAGCCGUAGUUGAAAUUCCAAGUUAUUUGGGGUGUUGGGUUGUAAUGGAUCGAUGGGGUCGAAGAUGGCCACUGUGUUUGUGUAUGGUUAUAAGUGGAAUUUGUUGCAUCGCGACAGUUCUUAUACCUCCAGAUUAUACUACCUUGACAUUGGUUUUGUAUCUCGUAUCGAAAUCGGCAAUUUCCGCUUCCUUUCUAAUAAUUUAUCCAUUUGCCGGAGAACUUUAUCCGACGCAAUUGAGAGGAAUCGGAAUCGGUACUUCCGCUUACGUCGGCGGAUUAGGAUUAAUAAUCAUACCUUUUAUUAAUUACCUGGGACGUGAAAAUCUCAUACUUCCGUUGCUAAUAAUGGGAAUCGUAUCCGUAAUCGGUGGACUCACGAGUUUAAGACUACCGGAAACUCUUCGUCAAAAAUUACCACAAACGAUAUUAGAAGGAGAAGAAUUUGGUAAAAAUUGGACAUUGAAAAAUUGUUGGAGUUGCGUUCCGGAAAGUUCGACUCCGAACUCUUACGAAGAUUUAAGCAAGGAUGAUUUCCAGGAAGAAAUUGAAAUAAAACCUCCUCUGAUAAGAAAAGCGAGUCGUUUAAUCAGGGAAAGUAGCGUUAUGGAAACAAAUUUAGAUUCUUCUGGAAUAAUGCAAAUGACUUAUUGGUUUUAG
Molecule: messenger RNA, 1878 nt
Organism: Pediculus humanus corporis (human body louse)
Lineage: Eukaryota; Metazoa; Arthropoda; Insecta; Psocodea; Pediculidae
Product: organic cation transporter, putative
Exons: 12
Coding region: 1-1878 (625 amino acids)
Biological process (GO): transmembrane transport
Cellular component (GO): membrane
Molecular function (GO): transmembrane transporter activity
Source: RefSeq, a predicted model, not a curated record